Messenger RNA from Aspergillus vadensis CBS 113365, 2169 nucleotides. RefSeq lists its product as uncharacterized. The record is from RefSeq and is a predicted model, not a curated record. Bases 23 to 1891 code for a protein of 622 amino acids. Gene Ontology annotation, molecular function: protein binding. The transcript is spliced from 3 exons. NCBI's taxonomy places the organism in Eukaryota, Fungi, Ascomycota, Eurotiomycetes, Eurotiales, Aspergillaceae.
CAAUCCCAGCUCAACCUCCAAGAUGCCACCCUCAUCACAAAACAUCCCACUAGCCAGCACCCUCGUGGCCCGUUUCUUACGGACCAACAACUACACGCAGACUCUAAAAGCUUUCCUGCAAGAAGCGGGGCUCCCGUCCGAUGCGGGAGAACAGCGCGGCAAAGACGAUACGAGCAACUGGACCAUCGAGAACGUACUCGAGGAGAAGAAAGCCUUCGACCAAAGCAAGAACUUUGAGCGAUACGGUGACAAUGACAAGGACAAAGAUGUCUGGAGCGUUCCAGCACCGACCAAGCCUAACAUCAUCCAAACGCCAACCAGUUCAAACCUAUUGGCAUGCUCCGUAGAGCAAUGGCAAAGGCCAGAUGCGCAAGCAGAGCCAUAUCUGAUCGCCACCGGCGCAGACAGGCACCUUCAUCUUUUCCAAACAUCUCCUGGCCAUGAGCUCGUCCAAUCAUUCACGGGCACAUCAGAAGCCCCGAUUCUAUCAUACAUCCCAAUCCAGAAAGGGAAAUACAUCCUCAUGACCAACAUGUCAGGCCAACUUCUUCUUCAAAAAGGCGCAGAAAUCAUCGACCGCCGCAAAGACCACGCCAAAUACGCCGUCAAGGUCAUCGCCUACGAGCAGAAGAACAACAACAGCAACGGAGCAGACGCCACUUCAACCUCUACGACAAUCUGGAUCGCAACCGCAGGCUGGGACUCCAAGAUCUUCCUCUACCGCAUGCAAAUCAACAACGAAGCCCCCACGCAAAUCGGCGACCCCAUCGCCUCCAUCCCAUUAUUCUCCAACCCUGAAUCCAUCCUCUUCACCACCCACAUCGACAACCCCCAGGAUCUAAUCCUCCUCGUCUCCCGCCGCGACUCAAGCAAUCUUUACUACUAUCAUGUCAAACCGUCAGCAGACUCAACCACGGGAUACGAAUGCCCCCUAAUCGGCAAACAGAACCUCGCCCCGCACUCCAACGCCUGGGUCGCCUUCUCCCCCUCCUGCCUGGCCCUCAGCCCACAUGACCCAGGUCUCAUAGCCAUCGCAACUUCGACUCUUCCGCAUAUGAAGGUCAUGAUUGUGCGGUUACUGUUUCCCUCAGCAGAGAGCUUGGAGACCGGCUCGGCGGAGCAGGAACAGGAGCCAGCCACGCAGGCGGCGCAGGCGUUCGCUGCCCUGUCGCUUCAGAAUCGCGAGGACGCGGCUAUCUUGAUCCAGGCGAAUACGUUUGCGCCGCAGACGGCGUACUCGACGCCGCAGGUUGUGUGGAGGCCGGAUGGCUCGGGAGUGUGGGUUAAUGGGGAUGAUGGGGUUGUGAGAGGGGUGGAGGUGAAGACGGGGAGGGUGGUGACGUUGUUGAAGGAUGGGCAUGAGGUUGGGUGUAAGAUUAGGACGCUUUGGGCGGGGUGGGUUGAUGGGAAGGAUGAGGGUGAGAGGGAGGAGUGGUUGGUUAGUGGGGGGUUUGAUAAGAGGGCAUGGGAUCUUCUCUCGGCACGUAAAAUAAAUCCUUCAGCAAGCGCGCAUGGAAAAAUAAGCACGAAGCUGUACACACAUAUGCCUGUUUCUUCAUCAUCAACACCAACUUCACCCAUCAUCAAACUACGGUAUGAGAACCGCAACGUCAACAAAAAGCGAAUGAACCACCGGCCACGGGAGAUAAAUGAAGCCCAAGAAAAAGCAACACUAGAGAACCGUAUCCAUUUGCUUUAUGUGACAAAUCCGGUCUUGCGGGGUAAUAACAACCCAACGGGACAUGAAACCCUCAUCCAUGUGUUUUGUCUCUUGACUGGCGCUUUGCGUUGCUGUCGUUGUCGGUCGCACAUAGUAAACACAGGAAAUGAGAUAAGAGCAAAUCAACCAACUCAAAUCGCUUUCAUUUCUUUUAAAACGUUUCUAUAUUAGUUGGAAGUAAUUUAUGCGAUCUCGCGCUUGCCCUCCUUGCGCUCCUUCUGUUCGGGUUGUUAGUGUCGAUUCUUCUUCUCGGCUUCGCCCAACAACUGAUGAAAUUCUUGUUGGAUCGGCCAUAGGGAAAAAGACGUACCAGAGCCUUGGCGGUUCCGUGAAGGGCGUGUCUGUGGUUGCGGCGGAACUUGGGGUCGACACCCUUGAGGGAGGGGUAACGGUGGGUCUUGGGCUUCUUGAUACUGUUGAGUUGAAAAAAGAAGGCGAUGGUCAGUGUU